Molecule: messenger RNA, 822 nt
Organism: Hyaloscypha bicolor E
Lineage: Eukaryota; Fungi; Ascomycota; Leotiomycetes; Helotiales; Hyaloscyphaceae
Product: HAD-like protein
Exons: 2
Coding region: 1-822 (273 amino acids)
Molecular function (GO): phosphatase activity
Source: RefSeq, a predicted model, not a curated record
AUGAUGUAUUUGGCAGACUUCCCCCCAGUCCGGGCAUGUCUCUUCGACAUGGACGGUCUCCUCCUGGACUCUGAAGACAAAUAUACCAUCUGUACGAACGCUAUCCUCGCAAAAUACGGACGCGGCACUCUCCCCUGGUCCAUCAAAGCACAAUUGCAAGGCCGUCCCGGCCCCACCUCAGGCGCCAUCCUCUGGGAAUGGGCACAGCUUCCUAUCUCCUUCGAGCAAUACCAAUCCGAACUCAUCUCUCUGCAAAAGGAGCACUUCCCCACAUGCAAACCGCUUCCUGGAGUUGAGAAAUUGCUGGGGGACUUGACUGUAGCGAGAACUGGGAAGGGGGAGAAGGUCCACAUUGCGUUGGCUACUAGUAGCACUGCUACGAACUUUAAGCUAAAGACCGCGCAUUUGGAGGAGUUGUUCUGUGUCUUUGAGGGGCAUAGGAGAGUGCUUGGGGAUGAUGAGAGGGUACCUAAAGGAAAGGGAAAGCCGGCGCCGGAUAUUUACUUGAUUGCUCUGCAGACCAUCAACGCAAGUUUGGAGCCCGGAGAGGAGGAAAUCACGCCUGAAGAGUGUUUGGUAUUUGAGGACAGUGUUCCGGGGGUGGAAGCUGGACGGAGAGCUGGUAUGAGAGUUGCAUGGGUCCCACAUCCGGAAUUGCAUAAAGAGUACGAUGGAAGGCAGGGAGAGGUGCUGGCAGGCAGGACGGGAGAGGGAGGGCCUGAAGAUAUGCAUCAGCUAGGAGAGAUUGACGAUGGGUGGGCAGAUUAUAUGCAGAGUCUAGAAGAUUUUCCAUAUGAGAAGUAUGGUAUGGUGGUUGAAUAG